Molecule: messenger RNA, 626 nt
Organism: Eurypyga helias (sunbittern)
Lineage: Eukaryota; Metazoa; Chordata; Aves; Eurypygiformes; Eurypygidae
Product: target of Nesh-SH3-like
Exons: 5
Biological process (GO): extracellular matrix organization; positive regulation of cell-substrate adhesion
Molecular function (GO): protein binding
Source: RefSeq, a predicted model, not a curated record
UAAAAAGGCAGAGUCUGAAAGUUCAGAUCAAUGCAACAGAUGACACUGUUUGCAUGAGGUAUCUUCGACCAAGUCAAAACACCAAACUAGAAGGCUUUGUCCUGGGUUAUGGAAGCAACUUCUUCUCUAAUCAGUACAUUCCUUUACCUUCAGAAGGAAAAACCUACGUAACAGAACUUGAUGCAGAGCCACGGUAUUUGGUUUCAGUAAGACCAGCACGCGUUUCAAGUAACAAGAAAUCUUGUUCAGGUCGGUCCAAGACUCAAAAGCCUCUGCAGCUGGUAGUUGGCACUCUCACCCCAACCUCUGUGUUCCUCUCUUGGGGCAUCCUAGUCAACCCUCAGCAUGACUGGACAGCAACAAGUAACUGUGCUAGUGACAGGUUCUAUACAGUUCGCUACAGAGAAAAGGAUAAAGACAAGAAAUGGGUUUUUCAGCUUUGCCCAGUUACAGAGACAGUGGUGGACAAUCUGAAGCCAAACACAAUUUAUGAGUUUGGAGUUAAAGACAACGUAGAGGAUAGUAUUUGGAGCAAGACUUUCAAUCAUAAGACGGUUCUGUCCAAUAAAAAAGUAAAUGGACAACUCCAGAAUAUGUACAAGUUGGUACCUAAUUCCCAAACACAG